AAUGAGUUAAUAGCCGUAAUGACAAUAAAUGCAAAUAAGUAAAAUCAGUACAUAUUUAUCUGUUCUUAUCAAACUAAUCCGUAUCACAAGAUUUUACAUAGUAUAUUUCUGUUAGAAUAAAGUUUUAACGUUAAUCUAUUUUAAAUGCAAUGAAAUUCUCAUUUCUUAAUUUUGAAAAAUUAUACAAAAUAUUUGAGAAUAUUAAUGGUUUGAAAGUUAAUUAGUUUUAUGGUAUUCACUAGUAAAUAUCAUAUAGUUUUCGUUUAGAUGUAAAUUAAAGUGAUGUUUUAAGUCAAUUAACAAAUGAUGUUGCCAAGAGGAAAAAACGGAUAUUCUUGGGAAUUGAAUUCAAGAAAUCAAGAUAGUGAACCUUUAUUGGAAACAAAUAAUGAAGAUGAAUUAUUAUUUUCAUCUGGACCAAGUACAUCUAAAUUUGUUGCUGAUAUGUUGAGUUCAAAUUCUCAUAAAAUAAAUGGACAGCAGCAUAAGCUAGACCUUAUAUCAAAAUCUGUUAAAACUUUAAAAACUGUUUCUGAAGAUAUAGGUAUUGAAUUGGAUCAACAAAAUGUGAUGAUUGAUAAUUUGGGUACACAAUUAGAUAGAACAGAAACAAGAUUAGAUAUGGUUUCUAAAAAAGUAUCACAAGUACUUCAAUUGUCUGAUGAUCGAAGACAAUGGACUUUAAUUUUUAUUUUAUUAAGUAUAAUAUUUAUUACUGUUAUCCUUUUAAUUAUUUUAUAAAUUAAAAAAAUUUAGAAAAAUUAUAUUUAAAAAAGACUGUUUUUUUUUUUUAUUAUUAAUUAUUGCAAAUAAAAAAUUGGAUUUA
This is a messenger RNA of Daktulosphaira vitifoliae (grape phylloxera), 826 nucleotides long. Its product is annotated as putative syntaxin 6. Lineage: Eukaryota; Metazoa; Arthropoda; Insecta; Hemiptera; Phylloxeridae. The record is from RefSeq and is a predicted model, not a curated record. The transcript is spliced from 5 exons. Bases 304 to 741 code for a protein of 145 amino acids.